This is a messenger RNA of Chlamydomonas reinhardtii, 2434 nucleotides long. RefSeq lists its product as uncharacterized. Gene Ontology annotation, biological process: protein localization to cell surface; attachment of GPI anchor to protein. Gene Ontology annotation, cellular component: GPI-anchor transamidase complex; membrane. The record is from RefSeq and is a predicted model, not a curated record. The coding region runs from base 123 to 2168 and encodes 681 amino acids. The transcript is spliced from 6 exons. Lineage: Eukaryota; Viridiplantae; Chlorophyta; Chlorophyceae; Chlamydomonadales; Chlamydomonadaceae.
GCUAUCAACAAAAUUGGCACUGGAAGGUGUCGUCACGGUGUGAAAACCAAUAGACAUUAGCACAUGAACCCCUCGCGGCCGCUUAGCCAGUGUGCGUGCUUGUGGCGAACAGCCUGACUAUAAUGCUGUACGCAAGCCUGGCCGGUGUCGCGGCUCGCCUGCUGCUCGCCUUCUCGGGCCUGGGGCGGGAUGUGCUGGCCUGGCGCGUUGAGGUGGCUACGGCCGCCAACAGCCCCCUCGAGCUGCGCGAAGGCUUUGCACUAUACCGCCUAGGGGUGUCGCCUUACUCAGGCUCUUCGUGCCGUACACCGCCGCUGGCGCUAUGGCUGUACGGCGCGGCACACGGCCCCGCCUCGGGUGUGCAGGACGCCGGGGCGGAGCUGAUGCACGCCCUGCCCAACAUCGCGCUGGACCUGCUCACGGCUACGCUUCUAAGCCGCGUGGCCAAGCAGCUAUUCAGCCCAGGCCGCAAGCAGGCAGGCAGUCCCGGCGCCGGCGCCACCGGGGCCGGCAGCGCAGCCUCCGUACUGCCCAGUCUCGUGGCGUGGGUGUAUUUGCUCAACCCCUUCACGCUCAUGUCCGCCGCCGCCGGCACGACCUCCCCUCUGGAGGCCGCGGGUGUGGCGGCGGCGUUGUAUGGCGCAGUGGUGGUAGCGGCGGCCAGCCGGGGCCGGGGGCUGGCGCUGGCGGCGCUGGGGCUGGCAGUGGCGACACACGCGGCCCUGCACUGCGCCGUGCUGCUGCUGCCGCUGGCGUGCCUACUGGCGGUCGGGCCCGAGGACGUGGCCACACCGCUGCGGCGGCUGUGCCUGCGCACCAGCCUCAGCGGGGCUGCCGCCGGCGCGAGGGCACUUGGCACAAGCGGCGGCCUGGCUCCUGGCUUAGCGGGCGAGGUAGGCCAGGAGGCGGAUGCUGCGGGUGAUGCGGAUACUGAUCGGGAGCGGCAGGAGGCGGCGUGGCUUAGCUCCCUGCCCACGGAUGAACACCUGGCGCGGCGGCAGGCGGGCGUGGAGGAGAAGGGAGAGGGGCAGGUGGAGCGGCGGCUCGGGCGGCCCGGCCUGGCGCGGCUGAAGCUGCCGAACACGCCUACCACACCCAUCACCCCCGGCGGUCGGGAGUUCCCGCCGCCAUCAGCAGGUGGCGGCGGCGGCGCCGCAGCCGGCGGCGCGGCGGCGGGCGGCGGCAAACGCGCCAAGGCUGAAUUUGAUGCGCUGACGCGUUGGUUGCGGCAGCCGCUGCUGCCGUGGCGGCAGCUGGCGCAGUGCGGCGGCCUGGCCCUGGUCUUCUGGUUGCUGCUGGCGGCGCUGGCGGAUGUGUACCUGCUGCCCGUGUCAGCGCCGGCCACUGGCGGAGGCGGAGGCGAUGCGGCACAGCCGCCGGCGGCGUGUGCGCUGGCCAUAGCGGGGCCGCUGUUCCUGCAGCCGCCUGCUCCGGGUUCAGAGGCGGGCGCGGCGGCGGAGUCGCUCGUGUUGCGGCUGGGACCUCUAGAGCUGCCGGUGUCGCUGCCGCCGCCGGCUGCAGCGGCGCUGGCGGCGGCGCGGGCGCGGCUGGCGGCGGCGGGUGCGGCGGCGGCGGGGUGCUGGGCGGGCCGUGUGUACGGCGGGCAGGUGUUGCUGGAUGACGUGUCUCCCAAUGUGGGGCAGUGGUGGUACCUGGCCAUGGAGGCCUUUGAUGACGCCAAGCCGUACGUGCGCCUGCUUGCCCACUCCCUGCUGUUCGCGCUGGCUCCGCCGCUGGCGCUGCGGCUGGGCACCAGGCGGCCGCUGGCGCUGUUCGUUGUGCAGCUGCUGGCGCUGGGGCUGCUCAGGCCGUACCCCUCUGUUGCCGACCUGGGUCUGGCGGCGGCGCUGCUGCCGCUGCUGUCGCGGCAGCAGGGCGCCGCGCUGCAACUGGGUCUGCUGCUGCCUGCCGGGCUGCUGCUGCUGGGGGUGCUGGGCCCGGCCAUGUGCGCCAUGUGGUUGCAGCAUGAGAGCGCCAACAGCAACUUCCUGUACUCCAUCACAUUGCUGUACGGCGCGUGGCAGGUGCUGCUGCUGGGUCAGGUGUUGGGUCUGACGCUGCACGUGGACCGCAUCGCGCGGGGCAAGGAGACGCUGGAGCCGGCCACGCAGCAGCAGCAGCAGGCAGCAGAGGAGGGGCCGGUGGCGGCGGCGGCGCAUGCGAGCUGAGAGCCGGUUGCGCAAAGGCGGGUUGGGAACAAAGACAGCGGACGGAAAGUCGGCAUUGGAAAUGGGACAGAGCUCCUUGGGUGAGAUUGUGUGUUACGGUGAGUUUUCAUGCUGAUGUUGGCAAUAGGAAUUCGGGAACCCAGAUCCGGGCGAGCGUGGUCCACUGAACGCCUCGGCAAGCGCGGCGCCACAAUGAAGCUCAGCUGUGGUCUGUGGAGUGUGGACAAGAUAGUACUGGCAAGGCCCGUCUGUAAACUGUCAAGAUC